GCCGUGACGAAGACAAAGCACCACCAAACAUAUUUAUUCUUUAAUUUCUAAAGCCCUAAAAUAAAAUCCUUCGGAGACAUUCGCCAUUAUUUUCAUUUCAAUCUCUUCUUCUUCUUCUUUUAACUGAUUCUCUUUUUAUUUUUUUUCUUAUCCUCUCUUACUACCAACCAACCAACCAUGGCUUCUGCGACGGCCACGUGGACACCUACCUCCCUCCAGCUCCGUCUCGCUCUUACCUCCGGCGCUCGCCGUAAAUCCAGCGCCGUCUACUUACGCCCCUCGCGUAUCGGUUGUGGAGGAGUUGUCUGCUGCGUUUCGCAGAAGCCUGGAGUCGAAGCGUGGACUGGAUCGGAUUCGUCAAAAUCGGAUGGUUUAGCUGGUUGGGACGAUUCCGGUAACAACGGAAACAAGUCUGCCAGAGCUAAGAAGAAGAGUUUAAUCGAAGGUGUAGUUGGUGCUGGAGUUGUUGGAAUCGUUUUGGUUGCUGCUUUAAGCUUUGCAGUUUCUUCUUUUAACAAGCGUAAUCAUGCCAGACUUAAACCGGAAAUGCAGUCGUUGACUUCUCAGCAGGAGAGCGUGGUUAUAUCAUCUGAUGGAACUCCUAGUGAUGAAGCCAAGAUAGCUAACAGCGAGGACAUUCUUAAGGACGAGGUUAAGAGUAUAGAAGUCAAUGAUAUUGGUCAGCUAGGUGAUGACAAAGUGUAUGGUGAAGGUAAAAUACUUGGUGCUGAGGAUUCGUUUGUUGAUGGUAUUAUAUCUGAUGGAACAGAUGCCACUGCUGAAAUCAUUACACCUGAAGCAGAGUUGAAGCUUCAUGUUCAAUCUGAUCCUGACACGCCGGAAAGUGAGGAAAUAAUUUCUGAAUCAAAGUCUGUGUUAGACUCAUCACCUGAGGCUGUAGAUUCACAAAAGAGUGAGAUUACUGGAGCCGAAAAUUUAGAAGAAUCUGAUAGCCUUCCAAACACUGAACCGAUCAAUGUGUCUAGUUUAGAAAGUGAAGUCGAUAGUCAGAAAGAAGAUUCCAUGUCUGCUUUACCUGACAGUGAUGCGUAUGCAGCUACGGGGACUGUAGCUGUUGGCGUUUUUGUUGAUGCACAAUCAGAUUUGACUUCGGAUCCUCAUGCUGUGCCACUUAAUGACACGGGGACAGCAUUCUCGACUGUGACUGAGGAUAUUCCUGAGGUGAACGGAACACCUGAGGAAUUAGCUGCGGGGAGGAUGUCAUCAGUCUUGGACAUAGAUACAGAGAAAGAAGUUGAAUCUUCAGAAACUCCUGUCUCAGAAUCUACAUAUUUGUCAAAAAAUGAACUUAACAUCAAUAGUCAAGACGAGCUUGGCGACAACGGGCAACUUCUGGAAACACCGAGUGGUGGAAAUGCAUUUUCUUCAGCAGGAAUUCCUGCACCUUCGAUUUCUUUUCAAGUAAAUCCUGGAAAGAUUCUUGUUCCCGCAACUGCAGAUCAGGUCCAGAGUCAAGCAUUUGCUGCUCUGCAAGUUCUGAAGGUCAUUGAAUCUGACAUCCAACCUAGCGAUCUUUGUACGCGUAGAGAAUAUGCCAGGUGGCUGGUCUCUGCUAGCAGUGCAUUAUCAAGAAACACGACCUCAAAAGUGUAUCCGGCGAUGUAUAUAGAGAAUGUUACAGAGCUUGCUUUCGAUGAUAUUACUCCUGAGGACCCCGAUUUUUCAUCCAUUCAAGGUUUGGCAGAAGCAGGACUUAUCACAAGCAAGCUUUCUAACCGAGAUUUACUUAACGAUGUUGAAGGCACGUUCUUCUUUUCCCCUGAAAGCCUUCUUUCACGCCAGGAUCUUAUAAGCUGGAAAAUGGCCUUGGAGAAACGACAGCUUCCAGAAGCUGAUAAAAAGAUGCUAUAUAAACUCUCGGGUUUCAUUGAUAUUGAUAAGAUAAACCCAGAUGCAUGGCCUGCCAUCAUCGCAGAUUUAUCUACUGGAGAACAAGGAAUCGCUGCCCUUGCAUUUGGUUGUACAAGAUUGUUUCAACCUCAUAAACCCGUCACUAAAGCUCAAGCUGCGAUUGCACUCUCAAAUGGUGAGGCUUCUGACAUAGUCAGUGAGGAACUGGCACGCAUCGAAGCAGAAUCAAUGGCUGAAAAGGCCGUGUCUGCACAUAACGCCCUGGUUGCCGAGGUCGAAAAGGAUGUCAAUGCGAGCUUCGAGAAAGAGCUUUCCAUAGAACGAGAAAAGAUUGAAGCCGUCGAGAAAAUGGCGGAACAGGCGAAACUGGAGUUGGAGCAGCUGAGGGAGAAGAGAGAGGAAGAGAAUCUAGUGUUGGUCAAAGAACGAGCUGCAGUUGAGUCAGAAAUGGAGGUGCUCUCAAGGUUAAGACGUGAAGCAGAAGAGAAGCUGGAGGACUUGAUGAGCAACAAGGCCGAGAUAUCUUUUGAGAAAGAAAAGGUUUCCAAUCUUCGAAAAGAAGCUGAAGAAGAGAGCCAGCGGAUUUCAAAGUUGCAAUAUGAACUGGAAGUAGAGCGUAAAGCUCUGUCCAUGGCCAGAUCAUGGGCUGAGGAGGAAGGAAAGAGAGCUAGAGAGCAAGCUAGAGCUUUAGAAGAGGCUAGAAAGCGAUGGGAAACAAACGGACUAAGAGUUAUUGUUGACAAAGACCUUCAAGAGGAUGUAGAGACGGAACAAAGCGUAUUGCUGAACACCGUGGAGCAAUCUUCCAUUGAAGGAACCGAGGAGAGAGCCCAAACCCUUGUGGAUAAGCUGAAGGAGAUGGCAGAAUCCGUGGGUGGAAAAUCCCGGGAAGUGAUCUCCAUGGUGAUGGAGAAGAUACGUUUAUGGAUUAUGGUUUUGAAGGAAUACGCAGAGAACUUGGGGAAGCGAGCAGGAGAAAUGAGAGAGGCAGCCAUUGUUAGGGCAAAAGGAGCAGCGAAGGAGGUUGAGAAAGGGACGGUUCAGGUAGGCGAUAAGGUGAAGAGAAUGGCUGAGGAGUGUAGAGAUGGAGUUGGGAAGAUCACUCAGAGGUUCAAGACUUGAGUGAGUUCUUGAACUUACCUUUUUGUAUUUUGUUUUCUUGGAAUAAAAUAAAAAGAGAAUAAUGGCAUGACCAUUACAAUAUAUACCGUAUCGGUCAGUGAUGAUCAGAGAGUUAAAAGACUGUAACAUUUUGUAAUCUUUGUUAUGUGCUUACUUAACACACUUGCA
Eruca vesicaria subsp. sativa (arugula) is the source of this 3162-nucleotide messenger RNA. Lineage: Eukaryota; Viridiplantae; Streptophyta; Magnoliopsida; Brassicales; Brassicaceae. The record is from the annotation of a GenBank genome assembly.